Sphaerodactylus townsendi is the source of this 3302-nucleotide messenger RNA. It is a transcript of the gene PIM3, whose product is annotated as Pim-3 proto-oncogene, serine/threonine kinase. Gene Ontology annotation, molecular function: protein serine/threonine kinase activity; ATP binding. The transcript is spliced from 6 exons. The coding region runs from base 814 to 1785 and encodes 323 amino acids. The record is from RefSeq and is a predicted model, not a curated record. Gene Ontology annotation, cellular component: cytoplasm. Lineage: Eukaryota; Metazoa; Chordata; Lepidosauria; Squamata; Sphaerodactylidae. Gene Ontology annotation, biological process: protein autophosphorylation; negative regulation of apoptotic process; regulation of mitotic cell cycle.
CCCCUUGUCUUGAAAACGGGGCGAGGUUCCGCAGUGCCCCACUUGGAGUCUUCCCGGCUCUCUUUUUGGCGGGCGGGGGAAAAAAAAAAAACGCGCACAGAAACUCGUGUCUCCGCCGCCGCCGCCCAAACUCCCCGGCGGAGGGAUAUCUCUGGGUAAGAGUGUGUCCGUGUGUGUGCGCUUUUUUUUCUUCUCCGCACCAAAAUAUUGAGAGUUAAGAGGCAGCUCCGCCGCGUAAUUGAGCUCAGAAGAGAGCAGUGCCGGGCGGAGGCUGUGUCGCUACUGCUGCUCCGGGGCUCUCGCGCCACUGCGGCGGUGGAUUGCAUGUACCCUGACCUCCCUCCCCCCGGCAGCUUCCGAGAAAAGUGGAUUUUAUUGAGCAGGGUCUAUCCUCUGCUUGGGAAAGACGGGACUCCGGACGCCUCUUGCAGUGCAAAACCCCAAGAUCUUGAUCCCCCUUAUGAAAGAAAUCCUUUGAUUGCUUUGAAGGACAGCUUUUUCAUCGCAUCUGGGAUUUUUAUUUAUUUUUUUCUUUUUGGCUUCUUGAUUUCUGGAUUUGUGGACACAAAAAAAUUGAACCAUCUUUCGGCGCCCGUUGGAAGGGAAAGCAAAGGAGGAGGGGGAGCUCUUGCUUUCCGAGUCUCCCUCUUCUUUGCCGGCCUUGGGCUGGAUCUGGUUUUGGCAACGCCGCUGCUCAUCGGCAGGUUAUUAUCAUUGCACACUGAUUUGUUGUGAAUUGACUGAACGAAGCCAGAGGAUUCCGAGCUCGAUCGUUGGACUUUUGGGACUGAGGUCGGGAUCGGUGCUUGGAAGAUGUUACUCUCCAAGUUCGGCUCACUCGCUCACCUUUGCAACCCAACCAGCAUGGAUCACUUGCCAGUGAAGAUCCUCCAGCCAGUGAAAGUGGAGAAGGAACCAUUCGAUAAAAUCUAUCAAGUGGGCUCCGUGCUCGGCAGCGGGGGAUUUGGCACGGUCUAUGCCGGGAACCGGAUCGCAGAUGGCUUGCCGGUGGCGGUGAAGCAUGUGGUCAAGGAGAGAGUCACAGAGUGGGGCACAAUUGGCGGAGUAAUGGUGCCCUUGGAGAUAGUCCUGCUGAAGAAAGUGGGGUCUGGUUUCCGAGGGGUAAUCAAGCUGCUGGAUUGGUAUGAAAGACCAGAUGGCUACCUCAUUAUAAUGGAGAGGCCAGACCUGGUGAAAGAUCUCUUUGACUUCAUCACUGAGAAGGGUGCCCUGGAUGAGGAGACAGCCCGGGGCUUUUUCCGCCAAGUCCUAGAGGCAGUGCGCCAUUGCUACAGCUGUGGUGUGGUGCACAGGGACAUCAAGGAUGAAAACCUCUUGGUGGAUCUCCGGACAGGCGAGCUGAAGCUGAUUGAUUUUGGGUCUGGGGCCAUCCUCAAGGACACCGUUUACACUGAUUUUGAUGGGACACGUGUGUACAGUCCUCCGGAAUGGAUUCGCUAUCACAGGUACCACGGCAGAUCAGCAACCGUGUGGUCCUUGGGUGUCCUUUUGUAUGACAUGGUCUGUGGGGACAUCCCUUUUGAACAAGAUGAGGAGAUCUUGAGGGGACGGUUAUACUUCCGAAGACGAAUUUCACCUGAAUGCCAACAACUGAUCAAAUGGUGCCUUUCCCUGAGGCCUUCAGACAGACCAACUCUUGAGCAGAUUUUUGACCACUCAUGGAUGCACAAAUCAGAAAUGGUGAAGUCAGAAGACUGUGACAUAAGGCUACGGACCAUUGACACGGACGUGUCUAGCACAAGUUCAAGCAAUGAGAGUCUGUGAAAUAUUAAGGACUGUGCAACAAGAGGGGAGCUACAAGCAGAAAAAAUAAUUUUUCAAGACCACAGUGCUGCUGCUGCCAAUAUGUAGGAGGGGCUAGGAAAAAUGCAUUCAUUAUUCUGUAGUUUGAAUCUUUGUCUGAGAGACUUGAUUUUUUAAAUUGUUAUUUCCCCCUUUUUUGGCUGGUUUCUGCUUUGGAAUGAGAGAUUUCCUUUGGAAAUACCCACGUUUGGGAGUUUGCAGGACAGUACUUAGUCAAAGACUGACCUCUUUUUUUUCUUUUUUUUAGAUUAAAACAAAGCAGUGACCUCUUUAACACAGUAACCCUUUUUGCUCUCAUAGAGCCUGGACUACAUUUUAAUUUGCUUUUUUGAGUGCCUUUUUGAAAGCUGCUUCAGUGGGACUUUCUUUUUUGAGCUGUGUAUGUCCAAAGAAAAUCCAGGACAUGAUAGGAUUUUGUGUGUGUGUGUGCUCCCUUUCCAUACUACAGUUGCUGGAGUGGGAUAGCCAGUUCCUAUGAUGUCCUGGAGAACAUGUUCAGUGAUUGAAUGAAGUAGUCCCAUCCACUGGUGAUGGAAUACUUGAACACAGACAUUUCAGCCCUUCCUGGUUUCUCCCCAGUCCUCCUCUCCCUCACCCUCUGAGAUCACCUCUGCUGCUCCACGCAUUAUAUUUCCAAUAGGCUGUACAGGUUUUUCAGCUGUUUAUCAGGAACACUUAAACUCAUUUUUCUUGUCAUCAUCUCUACCACUGGGCACAAACAGCCCUUUUCUCAACUCCCUCCCAACCUGCAAGUCUUAAAAGUAUGUAUGGGCACAAUCAAUGCAAUAUUUCAAGGACUUUGUGUGUGUGUGUUUUCCAUACUUAUAUAAUGUGUUUAUGUAAAUUUUGUUUUUUUCCCUUUCGUCUCCCAUGUAUUAUAUAAUUUUAUUUAUUGUCUGAAGUUUAGAAGAUCUCUCACAGUCUCAUCUGUGGCUAUUUAUUUUGGCUAAUUUAUUUCGUUAGAAUUAUUCAAACAUUGCUUCCCCCCACCCCUCUUGAGCCUGUCACAGGGAUUCUUAUGGUUGGUCCACAUUUUGUUUUCACCCCUUUGUGUUUCUAUCUGUCUUUUUAUUUCUGUUGGUUGAAAAAGAAAAAAAGUCUGACCAUACCUUUUUUUUCGUUUUUGGUUGGAAGAUGGAAAAUUGUUGUACAAAGUCUAAUUUAAGGGAACUAGAAUGACUUUAAAAGUUAGUUCAGUAUGCCUUUUUUGUCUGGUAUUAUUUACAUACCAGAACUGUAAAGUAAUGCUGUUUGAAAGGGUUUUAAAUUAUUGACACUGUACAGUCUUUGUGCAUUGGCUCUGGAAGGAAGAGGGGACAGAGUCAUAAACCUUAAUUUAUUUUAAUAGCUGUGUGUUCUGUGAUCUGGUUGCAUUUAUGCAGCUUGGAUUUUGGAUUUUUUCUUCUGUUUAACAGUGUGAAAUGUAUGGAGAUCAUAUUUUUUAUACAGGUAUUUCAAUUAAACUUUUUUGUAGAUAA